Molecule: messenger RNA, 1191 nt
Organism: Helianthus annuus (common sunflower)
Lineage: Eukaryota; Viridiplantae; Streptophyta; Magnoliopsida; Asterales; Asteraceae
Product: probable 3-hydroxyisobutyrate dehydrogenase-like 1, mitochondrial
Exons: 1
Coding region: 38-1057 (339 amino acids)
Molecular function (GO): oxidoreductase activity; NADP binding; NAD binding
Source: RefSeq, a predicted model, not a curated record
UAAAAAAAAGGUUUUGGAACUAUUGGAUAAUAAGACAAUGAGAACCAACUCACUCAUCCGUUCACUCUACAACAUCAAAUUCCACACCCACACCCUCUUCACCUUCACCAUCACUCCCCUCCACCACACGAUGACCACCACCACCAUUACCGAACCACCCAUAACCCCAUCCAACACCCGCAUAGGCUGGAUCGGCACCGGCGUCAUGGGCCAAUCCAUGUGCUCCCACCUCAUCAAAGCCGGCUACACUCUCACCAUCUUCACCCGCACCCAAUCCAAAGCCCAACCCCUCCUCAACCUCGGAGCCAACUGGGCCUCUUCCCCUCACUCCGUCGCUUCCCAAUCCGACGUCGUUUUCUCCAUCGUCGGCUACCCUUCCGACGUCCGCCACGUCCUCCUCCACCCCACUUCCGGCGCCCUCUCCGGCUUCUCUGGCACCGGAAUCCUCGUCGACAUGACCACUUCCGACCCUUCACUCGCCGUCGAGAUCUCAACUUCCGCCGCUGAAAAAUCCUGCUUCGCCGUCGACGCUCCGGUCUCCGGCGGGGACCGCGGCGCUCGUAACGCCGCCCUGUCGAUCUUCGCCGGCGGUGAUGAAGCUAUAAUAAAACGGUUAAAUCCCCUUUUUACCCUUUUGGGGAAAGUUAAUUACAUGGGUGGACCAGGUAAAGGUCAAUAUGCGAAAUUAGCGAAUCAGAUUACUAUUGGUUCAACCAUGGUUGGGUUAAUCGAGGGUAUGGUUUAUGCGCAUAAAGCUGGGCUUGAUUUGGGUGUUUAUUUGGAUGCGAUUUCGACCGGUGCGGCCGGGUCAAAGUCGCUGGAUUUGUAUGGUCAACGGAUAUUGAAAAGGGAUUUUGAAGCAGGGUUUUAUGUGAAUCAUUUUGUUAAAGAUUUGGGGAUUUGUUUGAGAGAGUGUGAGAAAAUGGGUAUUGCUUUACCUGGGUUAGCACUUGCUCAACAGCUUUAUGUGUCUCUUAAGGCUCAUGGUGAGGGUGAUUUGGGGACUCAAGCUCUUAUUUUGUCACUUGAAAGACUUAACAAUUUGAGUCUUGAGUAGUGUUUGUUGUUAGAUGUUUAAAGCUUUGAUGUUUUCAAUAACUUCUGUGGUGUUAUGUGUUUCUAUGAUCUUGAAUUAAACUCUGUUUUGUAAUGUAAUGUAUUAGAACAUUGUAAUGUGUGUUGUCAUUGCUA